AUGCUUGCAUGGCCCACACAUCAACCCCAAUCGGCGCACGAGCUAUUCGAGACGUGUCAGCAGAAAACAUCGUUCUUCAAGUUGGUCGGACACUACCCCGGGGCCCCACAGGCGGCUGGUUCCUGGUGCCACGCUUCCUUCACCACUUUAUCCACUAUGAAACUCCCUGUACUCGAAAACUUUCGACAUGCUCCUACCAACCAACUCUGUCUCUUUUUGCGACUUCUCCAAUGCCGACAAGAAACUCAAUCCAACAGUGUCACCACCAGACAUGCCGGUUUGGCGGAGGUGAAAACCGGGCCUGCUUACUUAGACCCCGUUGUCUUGAACUCGCUGUCCACCUUCCAGAUUCGAGCGGACAAGAUGGGCCGCCGAAAUAGCGACAACUCGGGUAUGCAGGAAUGGUGA
Molecule: messenger RNA, 408 nt
Organism: Mycena indigotica
Lineage: Eukaryota; Fungi; Basidiomycota; Agaricomycetes; Agaricales; Mycenaceae
Exons: 2
Coding region: 1-408 (135 amino acids)
Source: RefSeq, a predicted model, not a curated record